AUGGUGAAAUCGUACCUAAAAUUUGAGCAGUCCGAGACUUUUGGGCUCAUUGCCUCAGCAACGUCCAAUGCCAUUUGGGCAAAGGAUGAGCAAAUUCCAGGCGCUGCUCGUCAGACAGGCGCCGGUCGGGCAAUCGUUGGUGCAAGUGAACAGGUUUUAUGCUGGGAUGUGAAAAAAGGUGAACUACUUGGUCGCUGGCGAGACUCUGCCUGCAGGGCACAAGUGACCGUGGUCACUCAGAGCAAGACAGACGAGGACUUGUUCGCCGUUGGAUAUGAAGACGGCAGCAUUCGAAUCUGGGAUUCCCGCACGAGCACAAUCAUCAUCUCCUUUAACGGCCACAAAUCUGCUGUUACCCAGCUUGCCUUCGACAAUGCCGGUGUACGCUUGGCAAGUGGCUCGAAGGAUACCGACAUCAUUCUUUGGGAUCUAAUUGCCGAGGUUGGAAUUUUCAAACUUCGUGGACAUACGGAUCAGAUCACCUCUUUGAACUUUCUUUUUCCGUCCCAAGACCUUCUGAACGCUUCCGGCCUGAGCGAGCAUGCUGGAUUCCUCCUUACCACCGGCAAAGACUCCCUGAUCAAAGUUUGGGAUUUAGCCUCGCAACACUGUAUCGAAACACAUGUGGCGCAAACAAAUGGCGAAUGCUGGAGUCUCGGAUUGUCUCCAGACCAAGGCGGUUGCAUCACCGCUGGAAAUGACGGCGAGUUGAAAGUAUGGUCCAUCAACGAAGGUGUGAUGCUCGAGGUCUCAAGGGAAAAGGUAGCUCAGGAAGGACAGCGGAUCCUCACGGAUCGAGGAACCUUCUACAGGAAUGGUAAAGAUCGCACUACUGGGAUUCGAUUCCACCCACGUGCGGACUACGUAGGUUUUCAUGGCUCAGAAAGAGCCGUGGAGGUUUGGCGCAUCCGUUCCCAGACCGAGGUCCAAAAGGCCGUCGCCCGCAAGAUGAAGAGGAGAAAGGAAAAGGAGGCUAAACGCGAGGGCAAGGACGACGGUGCCGAGGCAGAGCAGGUUAUUUCCGAGGAUCCUGCAGCGGCCCCGGUUACGGAGGUUUUCGUGCCUCAUGUCAUUGUGCGGACUACUGGCAAAGUUCGCUCUUUCGACUGGAUGACUACAAAGAUCAGCGGUCGCCUCAACCUCCUUGCCGCAACGACAAACAACCAGCUUGAGUCCUACACUCUGGUGACGGCAGCGAAGAAGAACAAGGAGGAGGAAGAUGGCGAUUACACCAGGACUCUUGCCGUUGAACUUCCAGGCCACCGUGCAGAUAUUCGAUCAGUUGCGCUGAGCUCCGAGGAUCGCAUGCUUGCUUCGGCCUCUAAUGGUAGCCUCAAGGUCUGGAACAUCCGUACUGGCACUUGUUUGCGAACACUGGAGUGCGGUUAUGCUCUCUGCUCUGCGUUCCUUCCGGGUGACAAGAUUGUGGUGGUGGGUAACAAAAAUGGUGAAUUGGAAGUGUUCGAUAUCGCGUCUUCAACUCUGCUUGACACCAUCAAGGCUCAUGACGGGCCAGUCUGGUCUCUUCAUGUUCACCCCGACGGCAAGUCCAUGGUUAGUGGCAGCGCGGAUAAGACUGCUAAGUUCUGGGAAUUCAAGGUUGUGCAAGAGGAGAUUCCCGGUACAAAGCGCACCACGCCACGUCUGAAAUUGGCACAUACGAGGACACUCAAGGUGAACGACGACAUUCUUAGCCUGCGUUUCUCCCCCGACUCACGGCUGCUGGCCGUGUCUCUAUUGGAUAACACAGUGAAGGUGUUCUUCGUGGACUCUUUGAAGCUCUUCCUCAAUCUCUACGGUCAUAAGCUUCCAGUGUUGAGCAUGGAUAUCUCCUUCGACAGCAAGAUGAUUGUUACGUGCUCUGCCGACAAGACUGUCCGACUAUGGGGUCUUGACUUUGGUGAUUGUCAUAAGGCAUUCUUGGCCCACGAGGACAGUGUCAUGGCAGUCGCAUUUGUCCCGACCAAUCGGGAGCAGAAUGGUCACAACUUCUUCAGUGCAAGCAAGGACAAGAUCAUCAAGUACUGGGAUGGAGACAAGUUUGAACAGAUUCAGAAACUGAGUGGACACCAUGGAGAGAUUUGGGCGCUGGUCAUCAGCCACGACGGCGAGUUCAUCGUGAGCGCCAGCCACGACAAGAGCAUUCGUGUUUGGAAGCAGACCGAUGAGGAGCUUUUCCUGGAGGAAGAACGCGAGAAAGAAAUGGAGGAGGCAUACGACAGCACUCUCACUGCCUCACUCGAACGGGAUGAAGAAAAUGAGGAUGGUGAGAAGGCGGAGGCAGCAGAUGCCGGUAAGCAGACCACGACCACCCUCAUGGCGGGUGAGAAGAUUAUAGAGGCGCUCGAUCUCGGCAUGGAAGACCUCGAAAUCAUGCGUGAAUGGCGAAAGGUCCAGGCUAGAAACCCCAAAGCCGGUGCUGCGCCACCCGACCGCAACCCAACUUACAUCGCUCUGGGCAACAUUUCUGCAGAGCAGCAUGUGUUGAACACUGUGCAGAAGAUCCCCGCUGCCGCCUUGCAAGACGCCUUGUUGGUUCUGCCGUUCUCCAAGCUACCCUCGCUCUUCACCUUCCUCAACAUCUGGGCGGAGCGCGAGUGGAACGUGCCUCUUACCUGCCGUGUGCUUUUCUUCAUGCUUAAAACACAUCAUCGACAGAUUGUGACGAGCAAGUUGAUGCGACCCAUGCUUGACAGCAUUCGCGUCUCUCUCCGGAAGGUUCUGGCACGCCAGAAGGAUGAAAUGGGUUUCAACCUGUCCGCUUUGCAGAUUAUCGGCAACCAAAUUCGGGAGCAUACUACAAAGGAUUAUGUCGACGAGGAGACAUUCACACCUGUCCAAGAGAGCAGCGGCACCGGCAAGAAGCGUCAAUUCCGGAAUGUUGCCUGA
Penicillium diatomitis is the source of this 2889-nucleotide messenger RNA. RefSeq names its product snoRNA-binding rRNA-processing protein DIP2. Lineage: Eukaryota; Fungi; Ascomycota; Eurotiomycetes; Eurotiales; Aspergillaceae. Gene Ontology annotation, cellular component: Pwp2p-containing subcomplex of 90S preribosome; small-subunit processome. Gene Ontology annotation, molecular function: protein binding; snoRNA binding. The transcript has 3 exons. Gene Ontology annotation, biological process: maturation of SSU-rRNA. Bases 1 to 2889 code for a protein of 962 amino acids. The record is from RefSeq and is a predicted model, not a curated record.